Fibroporia radiculosa is the source of this 1281-nucleotide messenger RNA. RefSeq lists its product as uncharacterized. The coding region runs from base 1 to 1281 and encodes 426 amino acids. NCBI's taxonomy places the organism in Eukaryota, Fungi, Basidiomycota, Agaricomycetes, Polyporales, Fibroporiaceae. The record is from RefSeq and is a predicted model, not a curated record. The transcript is spliced from 6 exons.
AUGGUCGUCCUUUCCGUGUCAUUGAUCCCCAUCUUCAUGGCCGUGGUCGGUUUCACAAAGACACUGCGCGGACGACAAAGCAUAAACCCAUGCGCUGGUCUCGGAAGUUAUACAUACUCCACUUAUCCGUACAAUUUUACCCUCGCCGCAUUGAAUAGAACACUUCCAAAUACGGAGGCCACGGGUGAACCACUCUUCAUCGGCCGUUCUUACUAUGCAGCGAACAGUAGUACUUUAUAUACCCCCGCAGUCCUCACAACGUUAUUCAACUCCUCCAACCCUGUGUUUUGGCCCGGGCCGCUCAUAUCCCUUCGAGAUGGAGGCUUGUACCCCAUUUCACCUAACUCUACUAUGGGCGCUGUUAGUGGGAACGUUUCUGACGGCGGAGAGGUCGGCUUCGUGGCCUAUCCCGACCCCUAUAUCUUGCCGAAUCCCCCUCCAAUCUACUGCAUCCAACAAACAUCCAAUUCAACUGCUAAUGCUAGCGAAUCGUAUCCGCUCUUGGCUGUACAUGGAGAAACCAGUAAUUUCUCAAUGUGCAUUGGCACUAACCCGUUGCUUUGUGCUCCCAAACAAAACAACGUUAUCUACAAGCCAGUGGAAAAUAGCACUGAUUACUACUACGAUACUUGCUACCCUGUUGAUUUGCUCUUCGCCAUUCUCUUCAUUCAUGCGGUACCGUUUAUGAUUUCAGCGGUUGAGAGACGUCAGAUCCUCGACCCAUGCGCAGGACUUGGGAAUAAUACCGUCUCCACCCCGCCGUGGAACUUUACUCUGACUGCGUAUAACACGACGCAUCCUAACGCCAACGACACGGGAGCACUCUUGCUCCUGGGUAAAGCCGCCUCAAGUGGGUCUUUUGCAGUACUCGCGACAUACGAGUCGUUUCCAUCCUUCGCCUUACCCGGUCCAUUCAUGCAUCUCGACAAUGGAACUCUUAUCCCAUACGCAAGCGGCUCGGAGGGUGAUGCGACAGCUCUCGGACAGAAUGUGACGACUGGCUCCGAACUCGUCUUCCUCCUCACAGAAUAUGCUUUCGACCCACCAUUCCCGGCUGCGCCAAUUUAUUGUAUCCUGAAUGGAUCGCAGAUCCCCAGCACUACGCUUCCGAUUCUUGCUGUGAAUGGAGACAUUUAUAAUUUCAGUCUCUGCGCAAAUCGCAACACUACGCAGACGAACGUCGUGUAUAAGCCCUUGCCGAACAGCUCGACUUACUACUACGAUAGUUGCUACCCAGUGUUGCUGCAUAUCAACCCGUUGUACCUUGAUGAUAAAAACUGA